Molecule: messenger RNA, 247 nt
Organism: Dentiscutata erythropus
Lineage: Eukaryota; Fungi; Glomeromycota; Glomeromycetes; Diversisporales; Gigasporaceae
Source: the annotation of a GenBank genome assembly
UGAUACCGAUUCAGUCUUCUUUACGAUUCCAGAAACUCAUUUCUCUGAAAUCGACUCUCUCUAUUCUCAUGCCAAACAACUCCACUACUUAGAAUCUAUAAAAAAAUCCAUAGAAUUCACAAAACAGAUCACACCUGAAGUAAACUAUUUCAUGGAACAGGAAACGGGUCUUCCAUUUAUGACCAUGGCAUAUAAAAAAGUUCUUCAUCCUUCUAUUUUUCUUCACAAAAAACAAUAUAGUGGCAUA